AUGUUCAAACGCGUGGCGAGACGCCAGGAGAGACAGGAGCGCGAUGAGGAGAUGGGUCUGGACGCGGAGACUAAGGAGGUCCUAGGGCUGCAUGACACGGACUCGGAAGAGUCAUCUUCGAGCUCGGGGUCGGAAGACGACUCUGACGCCGAAGAGGAAGUGGGCGGAGUUAUCCCUGUCGUGGAAAGCGAGACUGAGGACGAGGACGAAGACGAAGGUCUCUCCGAACACGACGAGGGUAGCGAGGAAGACGCACAUUCAGAUGACGAUCAGGAGCCGCAAUUAUCUGUGGCAGAAGCCCUGAAAGACCCGCUCUACCUCAUUUCCCUCGAACCCGAAGUCAGGGCAUGCAUAGCUUGCCGGGGCAAGCUACUCAAGAAUGCCAUUAUGUGUGAGGUGCACCGCUCCUCUAACGCACACGUCCGUCGUUACAAGCGAUUUACCGAGCUAGCACAGCAAGCAGGACUAGAGACAGAUGUUCGGGACAUCGUAUCCCAGCUCAGUGCGGGACCAGAGAAAAGCGCCGACGCCGCCGUUUCAAGACGUGCAAAGAAGCGGCAAGACAAAUUGGCGAAGGUCAAAGCCAAACGUGAGAAGCAGAAGCAGAUGAAAGCCAAAGGCAUCGCGGGGAAGAAGGAACGAGCAGCGAAGGCCACAGCAGGUGCUCCCGAAGCCGAGGGCGAGGCGAAGCCCGCUACUCGCCCGGCAAAGAAGCGCAAGCUUGAGGAGGAGGGUGACGCUCAGCCCACUGGCACCGACUCCAAGCCGAGGACGAGCGAGCAGACUACAAAGUCACCGGCCGCGACGGCAGAAUCGCUUGAGCUGGUGAAGAAAAGCAAGGCCGAACGGAAGGUACACGAAGCCAAGUCGCCUAUGAUCAAAUCAUCUUCACCCAGCCCGCCUGAGAAGGCACGACAAUCCCUGCCGUUGAAGCCACCGAAAAGCGCAAUGUCCACCAAGGACUCAAGACCGAAGGCCUCUAAGCCGGCGCGAGUGACCAAAGGCUCGGACAAGUCCAGCGUUCUCUCCAAUGGAAAGAAGCGGAAACGGCUCCAAAAGGACACAGCUUGA
Molecule: messenger RNA, 1071 nt
Organism: Rhodofomes roseus
Lineage: Eukaryota; Fungi; Basidiomycota; Agaricomycetes; Polyporales; Fomitopsidaceae
Exons: 3
Coding region: 1-1071 (356 amino acids)
Source: RefSeq, a predicted model, not a curated record